Bactrocera oleae (olive fruit fly) is the source of this 701-nucleotide messenger RNA. RefSeq lists its product as uncharacterized. Gene Ontology annotation, biological process: proteasome assembly. NCBI's taxonomy places the organism in Eukaryota, Metazoa, Arthropoda, Insecta, Diptera, Tephritidae. The record is from RefSeq and is a predicted model, not a curated record.
UGACAAAGUUUUUCUAAAUUAAUGAAUAAUAAUAUAUAGUAUUAAUAAAAUAUUAAAUUUAAAACCAAGAAUACUAGAAAAUGGAUGCAGUUACAUUAAAUAAAACCAAUGAAGACGUAAAUGGCGUAUCGUCCAAGACGAAUGACGAAGAUACCGGCUUUACUUCCUGCGGCACACACUUGGAUGUUAAGGGUAGAAAGUUGACAGUACGCAUGCUGCGUAUGAAUUUAGGUACUUUGGUUACCAUAUCUCCUCAAGGCAAUGAAAGCCUAAAUGAAAUGGGAGUUGCAUGUCCAGCGGUAGGUGGCGGAGCAUCCUCGUCAAGCACAACAUUAUUUGGGCCAGAAUAUGCCUCUAAUUCGCAACGAUUAGCUGAUUUAUGGAGCAAACGUUACAAACGGCAAUUUAUAGUAAGCUGCAAUGUACAAACUAAUGACAUUGAUGGCGCUAACAUAGAAAAAGCUUUAAGCGACUGGAUAUGCGCGAAUGUGUAAGCAUAAAAGAUAGCAAUGGGUUUCAAAAACAACACCAACAGUAUACCAUACUGCCAUGCCAGUAAUAUCAAUAUGAAAAUAUAUUCAAAUGCUUUCUUACUAAAAAAAAAAUUUACAAAACUUUAUUUUUAAAUUAAAUGUUAAACAUGUAAGAUUAGUUUAAGAGAUGAAAUACUUAAAAUUGCUUCAAUAAAACUUGUUUAUAAA